AUGCAGCAACCACAGCCUAUGGCGCCACCGCCAGAGUACACGCGACGAGACCCAGCAUCAACAACACCUACUCUGCUGGGCUCCUCUCGAGCUCCUUCGUCUCAAGCCAAUACACGCAAUGUCCUACCACAAGCCCAGACUCAACCGCGGUCGCAAUCGACGACACUGCAGGAGCACUACGCGCCCAAUCCUCCCGCAUCCGCAACCGACAAUCCAGACUAUGCUCGUCCGCCCUCCCCAACACCAAGCACACAAACAACCGCUUCUACCAUCCUCCCCACCUAUGCCGAAACAGGGAGCUACAAAGGCUUCCCAAGCGAGGCGGCAUACAUAGCCGCUCUGACUGAAUGGGCAGAGCACAANAAAUACGUGCAACCCAGCGAGGAAGCCCAAACCCUGUCUGGCUUUUUUGGGUACAAGACCAUGGAUGAGUACACUGGAGGACCAAAGGCACCAAGAGCUGCAAGGAGGAAGUCAAGUCAGGGUCAAGGCGAACGAGGAGGUUUUGUGGGCUUCUUGAAAAAGAUGGCCAAGAAGGAUGAAGGAGGCGGGCAUGGGGAUUAA
Molecule: messenger RNA, 564 nt
Organism: Aureobasidium vineae
Lineage: Eukaryota; Fungi; Ascomycota; Dothideomycetes; Dothideales; Saccotheciaceae
Source: the annotation of a GenBank genome assembly